AUGCCUGCACGCUUCACUUCUAGCGCCCCUCCACCAUUUGUACUUGCGGCUAGCAGAGCGCAGUCGUGGGUAGAUGUCCUCCGAGCGUACUCCAAGUGCUGCGGCUAUCUACAUGGAGUGUAUCACCCCACGCCUGUGGAGCUGAAGCACGGUCUCUCGUACAUGCCAGACGCACGGAGUACGUCCUUGUUCUACUAUGGUGUCAUCAAGACACCAAUAACUUCUGUUACUCCGGAGAAGAGUCUCGUCCUUGCGGUACUGAAGCGAUACAAGGACUGUGGAAGCGUUGCCGCGCUUCGGCGCGUUAUUGAGGAAGAUGUGAACAGCUCAACUUUGGAGGGUGCGCGAGCGAAGCUUGCGUUGGCGUCCACUGCUGCACUUUGGGAGGCUGCCCUCGAGACCUUGCUGAGUCACCCGCCGCUGAUUAAAAGCACACUACAGCGCCGCGUCGUGCUCUCGGCCUUAUGCAAGGGCAAUCAGUGGCGCCUGGCUCUCGGUGUGUUGUACAUGGAGCCUAAAGUUGAUCUGCACCCCAUCAUGGUGCGGCCACUUGUUCGCUGCUUCGGCCGCCUGCAGAAUCACCGCUCUGCGUUGCGGCUGACGGCGGCGGCCCUGGCCACCGGAAGCUCGAUGAACAUAGGGCUUCUCUCAGCGCUUUUACCGACACUUCAGGGGACGGGAAAGUGGCAGCUCGCUCUGCAUGCAGCGCAGGAGCUGCACCUACUUUCCGCCACAAGAGCUGAGGCGCGCACCAACCUCUCGAUUUACAAUCAGCUGGUGGAUUGUCUCUACGAAGCUGACGUCUACGCGGCGUUUUCUCUUGACGAUGUCGUGCAACAAACGGUAGAUCGAAUGCGUCCCCGAGCAUCAGAGGAGACACGCAUGGCGACCAGAGCACCGCAGUUUCGAAUGCACUCACCAGUAGAGAUCUUUCAGCAGUUCCAGAGCGUGCUUAUGGCACUGACGUGCGUAUACAGUAAGGCCAUGUGUGCGCCUCGGUGGUAUUCUCGCUCCAUCAGCGGGAUUGUAGACAGUGCCCUGAAGGAGAACACAGUGUUAAUUGUGCUUGACACAAACGUUUUGCUGCACUUAGUGCAGAAGCAAUUACCCCUAGAGCACUUCUACGCAUACAUGAAGCAACUGUAUCCAGAUCUUCAACAGUACAGCUUUGCCACUGUUGUGGUGCCCUUCACUACUGUGUCCGAAGCUUACGCGUAUAUCUGGGGCCCGAAAGAGCACUUCCCCCUCAACGUGCGAAAACUGUUAUGGUCGCGGGCGGUCAGCCUGCUCCAGCAACCGCAUGUGUAUGUCUUGUCCCUUGCGGGGGAGUAUCCGUGUUCCUCCCUGAACAUCAUUCCGCGCCUUGCGUAUCGGACAAUGCCUGACAACGUUGCCGGUGCCUUUCAUCAAGAUCCUGACCUUCGAAUCUUGAGCGUGUGUGCGGCGCUGCAGCAUUACUUCCGGAUCGCGAAGGUCACUGACAAUUUGGGAGGCACAACGAUCCCAAUGGGUGUGGCCCUCUUCUCGCUACUCAAGUACCAUGUUCGGCGCUAUUGCAAGACAGUGAAGGGAUGCUGCGUGGAUCGCUUGCUCCUCUGCACCUUGGACAAGCGCAUGUCACGCGGUGCUGUUCAGAUGGGCAUGCGGGUGUUUCCUUGCUUAUUUCCUUAG
Molecule: messenger RNA, 1671 nt
Organism: Leishmania braziliensis MHOM/BR/75/M2904
Lineage: Eukaryota; Euglenozoa; Kinetoplastea; Trypanosomatida; Trypanosomatidae
Exons: 1
Coding region: 1-1671 (556 amino acids)
Source: RefSeq, a predicted model, not a curated record